CGACGUUGAUUGGCCCGGCAAGUGGCAAAUAGCAGAGGCCACCAGGUGCAACUGAUUAAGUCCAAACCUCUACCUGUACUUGUACCGCGGCGGGACGCGGCGUCUUCACACGGUGUUCUGCAGCUGCGAGAAAAACCUUUCACUUGGAUCCAUGGCUGGUCUCAGGGUCGAGCUGCUGCUGGUGGUCCUGACGGUCCGGACUGGGCCUCUGCUUCUGGUGUCGGCGCAGGGCUGGGAGCGCAUCGACGACGCUCACGUGCUCAGUCUGUACGACGCGGGACACUGGGGCGAUGCUCAGAGCGUCACACGGCCGGAUGACGACAAUGGCAAGGAUGAGGUAGAACCAAUUCCUGAAGAUGCAUUUCCCAACGUUGAAGCUGCCACCACCAGUGACACUGACACUUUUGCUGACCAUGGAUUCCAUGUGGAAGGUGAAGCUCUGGAUCCAAGAAACUGGGCCAGCAGUGAAGAAGGUGGAUUCCAGGUGGAAUUCAUAGACGCCCCGCCAAGGAGCUGGACCAGUAGUACCUCCUCGAGCUCUUCUGGCCUGGAUGUUGUUUGUUUUGAAAAUGGCUUCCAAAUAACAAUGCCAACAGGUCAAAUAAGUGAAGUUAAAGUUUUGGGCUCGAGAGACCUGUUGUCUGUCAUGGACGCUCCAGAGUCUUGUGGUUUUGAUGUGGACACUUUUAGGAACACUUUGACUGUACCCUUCGGUGGGUGCCAUGUGAAACAUUCAUUUCAGACAGACGGCUACAGCCUGCAGUUAUUGUAUGUCAAUGACUUGGGUCAAACACAAGUUACUACUGCUUCUUGUGAGACCAGCCCGAAGUUUAACCCUGGCCUGCUCCCGCGCUCCAGUGACCAACCCCAGUUGAAGGCAAAGUGCACUGCAUCACCAUCAAGGGCACAAAAUUGUGCUGUCCCCGAGGGAGAGCAGGUGACUUGUGGCGACUCAGGAAUGUCUUCCUCAGAUUGUGAGAAUAUGGGGUGCUGUGUGGAUUCUUCUACAUCUGUUUGCUACUAUCCACUGGAUGAGUGCACUGGGGAUCAACACUUUGUUUUUGCCAUUCGGUACAACUCUGCAACCAUCCCUGUGGACCCCACCAAGCUUGUUAUUCCUGGAAAUACAAACUGUAAACCAGUCAUUGUUAAUGACCAGGUGGCCAUCUUCAAGUUCAAAGUUACUGAAUGUGGGACUCGUGCUUAUGAAGUUGGUGAGACAAAGAUCUACCUGGCUGAGGUGCAGACUAUUGUCAAAGCUCUAAACCUCAAGUAUGGCAUAAUUACAAGAAGUGACCCACUCAGAUAUUUGGUCGAGUGCCGCUACAGCAAAGACGGCAGUGCUCAGCAGUCACUGGCCAGCGUUGGCUACAUGGUCAAGACUCCUUCUUCCAGCAUGCCCUCAUCAGUCCUCUCAACUGGUUUAUAUGCUGUUCAGUUGAGAAUUGCUAAAGAUAAGACGUAUUCAAGUUACUGGCCUUCUUACUAUCAGCCCUUACGACAGCUCCUUGGCAAUCCAGUGUACCUUGAACUGAAAAUCAAGUCUCCUAAACCAGAUGCAGUAAUUCUUGUCAACUACUGUCUAGCUUACCCACGUUCUGCAAAGAAUGCACUUGUGCUUAUCUAUGAAGGCUGUGCCAACCCUUUUGAUACCAACGUGUCCAUCCUUAAAGUUAGUGACCUUCCCACAAAUCGCAACCAGAGGCGCUUUGUGGUCAACGCCUUCCAGUUUAUGGAUCAAACGACAAACAAGUACCUUGAUGAAGAAAUCUAUUUCAUGUGCUCUACUGAAGUUUGUAAACCAUUGGAAAAGACCUGUGAAGAGCGGUGCUUUGAUGGAAAGGCACCAUAAGGAUUUGCUGAAAGAUCUAUAAAGAUGAACUGAAAAAAUAAAUGCUACUUUUUAUAA
Molecule: messenger RNA, 1909 nt
Organism: Scophthalmus maximus (turbot)
Lineage: Eukaryota; Metazoa; Chordata; Actinopteri; Pleuronectiformes; Scophthalmidae
Product: zona pellucida sperm-binding protein 4-like
Exons: 12
Coding region: 152-1852 (566 amino acids)
Biological process (GO): binding of sperm to zona pellucida; prevention of polyspermy
Cellular component (GO): egg coat
Molecular function (GO): acrosin binding; structural constituent of egg coat
Source: RefSeq, a predicted model, not a curated record